Messenger RNA from Tarenaya hassleriana, 2098 nucleotides. Its product is annotated as nucleobase-ascorbate transporter 7. The record is from RefSeq and is a predicted model, not a curated record. The transcript has 14 exons. Gene Ontology annotation, biological process: transmembrane transport. Gene Ontology annotation, molecular function: transmembrane transporter activity. The coding region runs from base 339 to 1940 and encodes 533 amino acids. Gene Ontology annotation, cellular component: plasma membrane; plasmodesma. Lineage: Eukaryota; Viridiplantae; Streptophyta; Magnoliopsida; Brassicales; Cleomaceae.
CCCUUCCUCUUCCUCUUCCUCUUCACAUUCAAGCUUAUGUUUUUGUGGGUUCCUCCAAGUGGUUACGUUCUUCUUAAGGCAGAUUUUUGCUACAUAUAUUCUCCGACGCUUGAAUUCUCCUUUUCCUGUCACCUUCCUCACACUUUCUCCCUUGAGGUUUCCUUGGAUUUUUCCCCAUUUCCAUUUUGCGUUUCGAAUUUUUGGACCUUUUUUUACGUUUUUUGAUCUUUUGGGUUUCCGUUUUCUCUCACAUCAUCACCAUUUAUCUCCUCUUCUGGGGCUGGAUUUGUGACAUCUCGGGGAAAGCCUCUUCCUUUGAGAGUCAGAAGAUAUAGAAAAUGGCGGCAGGAGGAGCAGCGCCUCCGCCGAAGCAGGAGGAACUUCAGCCGCAUCCGGUGAAGGAUCAGCUUCCAGGCAUCUCUUAUUGCAUCGCCAGUCCUCCUCCUUGGCCGGAAGCGAUAUUGCUCGGUUUUCAACACUAUCUGGUGAUGCUUGGAACAACCGUUUUGAUCCCUUCAUCGUUAGUUCCACAGAUGGGAGGGAGAAAUGAAGAGAAGGCGAAAAUGAUCCAGACACUGCUGUUCGUGUCUGGUCUGAACACGUUAUUCCAAACCCUUUUCGGAACCCGUCUUCCCGCAGUUAUUGGAGCCUCUUACUCCUAUGUUCCGAUGACAGUUUCGAUCAUCUUGGCUGCCCGGUACAAUGAUAUAUUAGAUCCUGAAGAGAAAUUCAAGAGGAUCAUGCGUGGAAUCCAGGGUGCUCUUAUCAUCGCCUCGAUUCUUCAGAUCAUCGUCGGCUUCAGUGGCCUUUGGCGCAAUGUAACCAGGCUCUUAAGUCCUCUAUCUGCGGUUCCACUAGUUACUCUCGCUGGUUUAGGACUUUAUGAACUCGGUUUCCCUCUGCUAGCGAAAUGCGUUGAGAUUGGACUGCCCGAGAUCAUCCUUCUUGUUAUAUUCUCACGGUACAUUCCUCAUGUGAUGCGAGGAGAAAGACACGUCUUUGAUCGGUUUGCUGUGAUAUUCUCUGUGGUGAUUGUAUGGAUUUAUGCUCACCUUCUCACAGUUGGAGGAGCUUAUAGGAACACAGGAAUCAAGACUCAGAUGAGCUGCAGAACCGAUCGUGCUGGUCUGAUCAGUGCAGCUCCGUGGAUCAGAGUGCCUUACCCAUUUCAAUGGGGGGCUCCAACCUUUCAUGCAGGGGAAGGUUUUGCUAUGAUGGCUGCUUCAUUCGUUUCCCUUGUCGAGUCCACUGGGACAUACAUUGCUGUAUCUCGAUAUGCAAGUGCCACUCCACCUCCUCCUUCCGUGCUCAGCCGUGGUAUCGGUUGGCAGGGAAUUGGCAUCCUUUUCUGUGGAUUAUUUGGAGCAGGAAAUGGAGCAUCUGUCUCAGUAGAGAAUGCCGGUUUGUUAGCAUUAACGCGCGUCGGGAGUAGAAGGGUGGUUCAAAUAUCAGCCGGUUUCAUGAUCUUCUUCUCCAUUCUCGGUAAAUUUGGAGCUGUUUUUGCUUCAAUUCCUGCUCCUAUUGUUGCAGCUCUAUACUGUUUGUUCUUCGCAUACGUUGGGGCGGGCGGUCUAAGUCUUCUCCAGUUCUGCAAUCUAAACAGCUUCAAAACCAUGUUCAUUCUCGGCUUCUCCAUCUUCAUGGGCCUGUCAAUAACUCAGUACUUCAACGAGUACACUGCUCUAAACAACUAUGGCCCGGUUCACACUCGAGCAAGAUGGUUUAACGAUAUGAUCAACGUACCCUUCUCAUCUGAAGCCUUUGUGGCCGGGAUUUUGGCAUUUUUUCUGGACUUGAUGUUGCACAAGAAAGAUAGCUCGAUGAGGAGAGAUCGAGGGCUGCAAUGGUGGGAACGAUUCAGAUCGUUCAAAUCCGACACAAGGAGUGAAGAGUUUUACUCGCUGCCUUUCAAUCUGAACAAGUACUUCCCUUCUGUCUGAACGAUGUUGAUGUAAAUCGAGCAUUUGUCAAAAUGUGUGCCGUUUGUUUGUCCUUUUGGUCAUCUGUAGCUUUUUGGUAUAUGCUAUGUAGAGGAAUGCACUGCGUGCCGUUUCUUGUUGAUAUAUAGUGCAGCUGUUUUUGCUGAAAAUUUUACUAA